AUUCAAAGAUUGUCAACAUGUUUUACUUUUCUGGGUCCAAACACACGACGCCGAACUGUCCCGUUCGACUAARACCUGAUUUCAACCCGUCAAGUGGUGCUCAGAGUUACUUGUCAAGUGAUAAAGAAUGUACGGACUCUGCAUCGUAUUAUCUUCCAUUUUUCUUAGAGAGACUGGGGCCUAAAUUUUCUGAAUGGAGUAUUAAUGCUCACGAGGCUCGCCCUGGACAUCAUCUACAGGUCCAGGGACGCGUUGAACAUUUCAAGGUUACUUGCACCGAUUCUCUGGGCUGGAUAAAUCAAAACACGUACACUGCUUUYAGUGAAGGGUGGGCCUUGUAUGCUGAGAAUCCACUCAUUGCUGAAGACACCGAUACGUACAACGAUGAACCUAUGCAACGAUACGGCAUGCUGCAAUUGCAGGGGAUGACUAGAGCCGAGGCCCUCAAACUUCACAGUGAUAAAGCCUGGGACGACACAGAUGUGGCCGAAAAAGAAGUCACCCGUUAYCAGAGCGUCGCGGGUCAAGCUACCGGGUAUAUGAUUGGUCAAUUGGUUAUUAAGAAAACCAGAGAGAAAGCAACUAGAGAAUUGGGAAGCGACUUCAACUUAAAGGAUUUCCAUUACCAAGUACUAUCCCAGGGUGCUUUGCCGCUUGGGUACUUGUCCGAUCAUAUAAAUCGAUACAUCAUGUGCAAGAGGACCCCUUCAARAUCAGGUUGCGAAGAAAUACUUGUGCCCACAAAAACGGCAAACGUUAUGACGUCAUCGUACAACAAAGAGACGUCAUACUUAAGAGGAGUGACGUUAGAAAGAUCACAACCUUCUUUCUUGUAUCCACAUGAGAGACAUUACAUUUAG
Molecule: messenger RNA, 860 nt
Organism: Exaiptasia diaphana
Lineage: Eukaryota; Metazoa; Cnidaria; Anthozoa; Actiniaria; Aiptasiidae
Exons: 3
Coding region: 18-860 (280 amino acids)
Source: RefSeq, a predicted model, not a curated record